Molecule: messenger RNA, 1911 nt
Organism: Hemicordylus capensis (graceful crag lizard)
Lineage: Eukaryota; Metazoa; Chordata; Lepidosauria; Squamata; Cordylidae
Product: cytochrome P450 2C20-like
Exons: 9
Coding region: 53-1543 (496 amino acids)
Biological process (GO): xenobiotic metabolic process
Cellular component (GO): intracellular membrane-bounded organelle; cytoplasm
Molecular function (GO): heme binding; oxidoreductase activity, acting on paired donors, with incorporation or reduction of molecular oxygen, reduced flavin or flavoprotein as one donor, and incorporation of one atom of oxygen; iron ion binding
Source: RefSeq, a predicted model, not a curated record
UGCCCUGCACAGCGGAGGUCCUCCCGCCCGGCCUCCCUUCCCCUCUGAAGUCAUGGGUCUGCUCGGAGCGGUGCCCCUUCUCCUGCUCUCCUGCACGACCUUCUUCCUCGCCCUGCUCUGGAGGAGUCACCGCAGCAGGCGCAAGCUGCCCCCAGGCCCCACCCCGCUGCCUUUCGUGGGCAACAUGCUCCAGGUGGACGUUCGGGAUCUCGUGGAGUCUUUCCAGCGGCUCCAGCAGCGAUAUGGGCCGGUCUUCACCAUCCACAUGGGCUCCCGGCCCGUCGUGGUGCUGUGUGGCUAUGAAGCCGUCAAGGAAGCCCUCGUAGAUCACGCAGAAGCCUUCGGGGGAAGGGGGCCACUGCUGGCCCUGGACGACAGCAUCCGGGAUUACGGAGUUGUUUUCUCCAACGGGGAGCGCUGGAGACAGAUGCGCCGCUUCUCCCUCGCCGCCCUCCGGGACUUUGGGAUGGGGAAGAGAUCCAUCGAGGAGCGGAUCCAGGAGGAGGCCCAGUUCCUGGUGGAGGCCCUGAAGAGGACGGAAGAGCGCCUCUUUGACCCGACCUUCCACAUCAGCCACGCCGUCUCCAACGUCAUCUGCUCGGUUGUCUUUGGCCAGCGCUUUGAAUACGAGGACCGGGAGUUCCUUGCUUUGCUCAGCUUGAUCAACCAGACCUUUCAGCUCCUCUUUUCCACCUGGGUGCAGCUGGUGAACUUCUUCCCGAGGCUGAUGCAGACUCUGCCGGGUCCCCACCAUCAGCUGUCCGUGAACAUCAAGGGCUUGCUACGCUUCAUCCGCCAGAAGACCAAGACUCAUCGGGAAGCCUUCGAUCCAAAUUGCCCCCGAGACUUCAUCGACUGUUUCCUCACCAAAAUGGAACAGGAAAGAGGAAACCCAGCUUCUGAAUUUCGGGAGGAGAACCUGACCAUUACUGUCCUCAACCUGUUCUUUGGGGGGACAGAGAGUGUCAGCACCACUCUCCGGUGUGGGCUCCUCAUCCUCCUCCGACACCCAGAGAUAGAAGCAAAAGUCCAAGAGGAGAUUGACCGGGUCAUCGGGAGGAACCGCAGCCCCUGCAUGGAGGACCGUAGCCGGAUGCCCUACACCGAUGCCGUCGUCCACGAGAUCCAGCGGUUUGCUGAUGUCAGCCCACUGGGGGUUCCUCAUGUAACCACCAGCAACGUGCAGUUCCGAGGGUACACCAUUCCCAAGGGCACCACAGUCAUGCCUUUGCUGACAACUGUCCUGCACGACCCCCUGCACUUUGAGACGCCCAGGAAGUUCAAUCCCGGCCACUUCCUGGAUGAAAACGGGGCUUUCAAGAAAAACGAGGCCUUCCUGCCAUUCUCGACAGGAAAAAGGGUCUGCCUGGGAGAAGGCUUGGCUCGCAUGGAGCUUUUCUUAUACUUCACAACCUUGUUGCAAAACUUCAGUCUGAAACCACUCCAGGACAACAGCCGGGAAAUCAACAGUCUGCCUGAGAUGUGGCUGGGCGGGAGACGGAGACUGGCCGGGCCCUACCAGCUCCGCGUGGUUGCCCGGUAAAUGGGCCCUGAGGAGGUGCCACCGAGCUCAGCUGCAGGAUCCACCCCACACUUGCAUCCAUUUCUGCUUAGGCUGGACACAAUUUCCAUCUCUGAUUUGAAGGAAAGAUUGUAAAUUAACCCCACAAAGCCUCAUGCUUGAGCUGGGCUAGGCAAAAUGUGCUCAGAUAAAGUCAAUUGUUAAAUAAUGUCUCUUGUGUGCAAAUAUGGACAGAAAGAACAGUCUCUGCUUAUAGUGGUGCCAUCUGCCUUCGGCUUCCUUUUACAGGAGAUGGUAACUCCUGUGAAAUCCUUAUUUUUAUCAUCUUAAAUGUAAUGAAAAAUGAAAUUGACAAACACACUUCAAAUAUACUGAUGCUAAAAAUGCAA